AUGUCAGAAAACUAUAAAUAUAUAUAAUUAAUCAAAACUAAUUUUGAAAUAAUAAUUUUUGUAAAUCACAAAAAAUACCACUCUCGCGUUAAAUAUUCAUUAAAUAUACCAACUUGUUGUAGCACAUUGUGAAUGGCAUUUCGAGAAGAGGCAGCACACUAUCCAAACAAAGUGAAAAUAAUAUAAACAUUACUCACAAAUAUACGAAAUAUCGACAAUGGAACAGCCAAAAUCUGCUGCAGAGAAAUUGGCAGAACGAAAGGCACGCCUGUUGGACCUGCACAAACAACGCCAAGAGGCGCGCACCCAAAACCACCAGGAAGUCGUCGCAGAAGAUGCACGCAAGAAAUUGCCCAGCAACUGGGAAGCUCGUAAACGACAAGCAGAGUGGCUGCUGGCAGAUGACAAAGCACGAGCAGAAGCGGAAUCUUCUGGCAAAGAUUACGAGCGCAUGAAGCUGCUGGAAGUAUCUGCCAUAGAUGCUGAUCGCAUCGAGAAGAAGAAACAACGCAAAGAUAAUCCCGAUCUGGGCUUUUCAACAUACGAAGCACAGACAGCCAGACAAUACAAUCGACUUGUUAAAUCCAUGCCACCUCGCGACAUGGCCAAGUACGAGAAACAGAAGGCUGAGUUGGGCGAAGCAUUUUAUGGCGGUCCAAACACAACACUUCAUCUGCGCACAAAAGAUACGCCGAGUGCUAUAAACAAUAUGGUCAAGGACUUAGAUCAGCAAAUUGAGCGUAGAAAGAAAUACUCUAGAAGGCGUAUUUACAACGACGAUGCCGAUGUUGACUUCAUAAACGAACGCAACUCUAAAUUCAACAAGAAAUUGGAUCGUUUCUAUGGCGAACAUACGGCGGAGAUAAAGCAGAAUCUGGAACGCGGAACAGCCAUUUAAAAAUGCCUUUAAGCUUAAUGAUAAAUGAAUUCUAACUGUAAGCAGAAAUACUUUAUAAAUGCAUUGUUUACAAUAUACAAAAUACAUGUUCUUUGUACACAAUACAAAUCAAAAAUCCCUUCAUUAUAACAAAUAUGUACAAAC
Molecule: messenger RNA, 1042 nt
Organism: Drosophila sulfurigaster albostrigata
Lineage: Eukaryota; Metazoa; Arthropoda; Insecta; Diptera; Drosophilidae
Product: pre-mRNA-splicing factor Syf2
Exons: 1
Coding region: 218-898 (226 amino acids)
Cellular component (GO): Prp19 complex; catalytic step 2 spliceosome; post-mRNA release spliceosomal complex
Source: RefSeq, a predicted model, not a curated record